GCUUGGUCUGUGAGCCUGUGACACUGGAAACCCCCACCGAGUGUGUGAACGAAGCAAUGCCGUGUGUCCAUAAAAAGGUUGUGUGAAAAGACAACACGACGUAAAGGGAACUAGAAAUCCGAAGCAAAAUGCCUCCAAAAAAGAAAAUGGGCCCUCCGGUCCAAUCUACGGAAAAGAAAGAGAAGAAGAAGAAGAUGCCCGGUCCUCCCGCUCCUCCUCCUCAUCCUCCAGAUCUUGUGUCGGAGGGCUCCGUGGUCAGUGAGGCAGCAAGUGACGUCAGCAUGAAAAUGAAAGCUCCUUCAAAGUUACAACGGCCGAUGAAGAAGGCACCAAAAGCAGUUGAAAAGAAACUUCCAUUCCAAAAAGCCUUGAUGCAGCAGUUUGAAGCCGCACAAAACACAACUGAAGAGUUAGCGGUAGAGUACGAAGGAGGGCAGAGAGCAUCACUGCUAUCAGAAAUCAGAUCUUUCAAUAAGAAAUCUCUGAAUGAUGCUGAAGCAGAUGAUCCCUAUUUGAGCGAAGUAUCAAACAUGACUGAGACAGAUGAGGAUGAAGAGAUGAUGAAUAUACAGAGACCAAAAAUUCCAAAAGGACCCAGGACGUUGGACCAGAAGAUGCUGUGCUUCAACUACUGGGACGGAGGCUCUUACCCAACUGACAAAGUCAAGUUCAUUGUGCUUCAACUGGACGUGAACGCGGAGAUGACCAUGAACUUUUCCGGAAUCCCUCAACUCACCGACUACACAUUUGCGCUGAUGUUGACAUCCCAGCUGGAAUAA
Messenger RNA from Aplysia californica (California sea hare), 779 nucleotides. RefSeq lists its product as uncharacterized. The record is from RefSeq and is a predicted model, not a curated record. NCBI's taxonomy places the organism in Eukaryota, Metazoa, Mollusca, Gastropoda, Aplysiida, Aplysiidae. The transcript has 8 exons. The coding region runs from base 129 to 779 and encodes 216 amino acids.